AUGACUGCUAUGAAUGGCUUUCUGAUGGACUACAGUUUGAACCGCGUAGCAAAGUAUCUCCGUCUGCUUGGCUACAGUGCUGUGUGCGAUCCUUACACUCGUCAAUGCGAUCUACUGGAAAUGGCUGCAAGAGAUAAGCUGGCAUUGGUUGCAUCAAGUCCAACGCUGAUAUCACAGGUUGAGGCACACAACAGGGCCUUAACUAAACGUAAGACCGUUCCUUCUCAAAUGCGAACUGUUGUUGCGUACGACUCAGAUGGCGAAUCAAUUUACUCAGAUGAGUCUGACGAGGGAGGCGAGGUUGUUUUGUACAAGGUCCAUCCGCAGUUCUCGGCGGACUUUUUUUCUGCCAUGGUGCGUCUCAUCAGAGAGACAGGGAUUUGCUACGACUACAGACGUGUUUUCUCGCGCUGUAUUGCAUGCAAUGAGGUUUUGUUACCCGUUCCCAAAUGGAGUGUUGCGGGAGAUGUACAUUCAAAGGUGUACGAGAUCUAUGAGGCAUUCACACGUUGUCCCAGAUGCCACAAGGUGUUCUGGGGUCUGGACGGCACAACUGUUGUAAGUUAUACAUCAUUUCGUACCCUGGAGUUGCUUCAGCGUCUUUGUUGUGCAGCGGGUGCGCCAGGGAGCAAACCCUCUUAUAUGGCAUCGCUGCGCUACUUCCGCGCGUUUCCGAGAGCAGUGCACGCACUGGUUGUGUCUUUUCUCCCUGAUAACGACUUAAGGACCUUUGUAAUGGUGUUCCCCCGGCUGAAGGAGAUGACUGCUACCGCCUGGGAACGGAUGAAAUUGAAGGGAUGA
This is a messenger RNA of Trypanosoma grayi, 801 nucleotides long. RefSeq lists its product as hypothetical. The coding region runs from base 1 to 801 and encodes 266 amino acids. The transcript has a single exon. The record is from RefSeq and is a predicted model, not a curated record. NCBI's taxonomy places the organism in Eukaryota, Euglenozoa, Kinetoplastea, Trypanosomatida, Trypanosomatidae.